AGCAUUCACUCCAUGGAAGUAGGAGAGGGAGAGAACAAGUCAAUUCCAUUGAGCGAGCAAUUAGGAAGCGGAUCAGAAAGAGAGCAUGGAAGGCGGCAGAGCGAGCCACUAAUCCACCUACGCAUAUGCAUCUGCAUCGCUCUCACGCUGUCACCAUGAUGAAAUUAUGCAAGGUGGUCGGCUACCGCAGCGCGCUCUUCGCACUUCUCUCUCUCAUCCAACAUGACAUCAAAGCGCUCUUAGUAGUGCUGAGAGUAAAAUAAGAAAGGGAGUUGGCGGACCACCUUUCAAAAUUUCAUCAUCACUCGGUCCAGGCGUGCGUUUUCUAGUCCGCUUUGCGUUUCGGGCAUUGAGAAUUAGGAAAUGGAAAAUAUUCAAAAACUGUGCCACACAAAUUUGAUAAUCAAAAAGACAGAUCGACGUAGGAAAAUGCGUUAAUAAGUGCAAGUGAAGUGUUACAAGUGUAUUAUUUAUUUGAUUCCACUUAUUACUUGGAAGAGCUUUUCCCAAAAACACGAGUACUCCAUGCGAUUGUGGGUUCUUUCUGGCAUUGGGGGGCUGGAGUGCCCCGAGCCUUUUUUACCGUCAACAAAAAUAAACCAAUCAAACAAAACAUAACGGAAUCGAAAGGAAAGGAAUCUUUAGGACCGUGCCGGAGAGAGGAGAGUCAGAUGUACGUCGAGACGCGCCAAGCGCGCAACGCAAACUGAAUCUGAGCCAAGCCGACACGAAACGAUAUUGGGAGCAGAGCGAUGCCUGGCCUGAAGAUUGAAUGGUGCUGCUGCGUUGUGGCAGGAUAUCCCAAAGCAUGGGGCACAAACAGCGACACCGACAGCGACAGCGACACCGACACCGAUGCCGACAGACACACACUCAUGGACAUGAGCAUGGACAUGCAAAAGGCGCAAAAUCACUAGAGCCAGCGGCGCUGCCCUCACCACACACCCUCCCGACGCGGCUCAGGAAUCCAUUAGCACCAGGAGGGGUGCCCUGUCCCAUCCGUCCGCUUUUCUGGCUUUUCAUUCAUAAAUCCAACUUGCACUUUUGUUUACGUUGCCCCCAGGCCUGCGCAGGCGCCCUGCGAGUGCCAGUCCGAGUGCCAGUGCGAGUGCGAGUCCUGCUCCCCACCCCAUUUUAUGGGGACACCUGUUGGACUUUUGCUUUUGAAUUUUUGGGCAAUUGAUAGACCCGAAAAUUGACCGUCCUGUCAAUCAAAACUGAAACAAAACUUGAAGGCCUAAAUGACUUAAUUGGAUCGCCUUUUGGACAGCACAAUUUUCGGGGGCUAUAAAAGGGCCAGGUCAGCAGUCCGGAGAAUCGUUCUGAAUAAGAUGACACAUUUGGCUCUGUAUCGUCUGCUGGUGUUCAAUUUGCUGGAAAUCAAUUUGAGGGAUGUCUUAGUGUUCCACUGCUGGUCGGAGCCGGAGGCCUAUCCUCUGGCUGGGAUGAUGAGUGAGAGCCACAUCUAUUCGCAAUAUAUUCAACUGCAACAGGAUGCUGGCCUGGCCAACAUACACAAGGACUACUUGGACAGCGAUAUCACCAAAAUGGGUGUGUUCCUUGACUUGGGCUGCCCGCAGGCUGCUCUUCUUACAAACCAGUCCAGUCGCGCCCGACUCUAUAACCGUCGCUUCCAUUGGCUGCUAUUCGAUGAAAUGGGUAACCUCACGAAUCUGGCCGAACUUUUUGUCCGUGCCAACAUCAGCCUGGAUGCCGAUGUGACCUACAUCGAGCCGCGGGAGGGGGAAGCAACGGACGAGGAGGAAGAACUCUUUGUGUUGCAUGAUGUCUACAGCAAGGGCAGCCACUUGGGGGGCAGGCUCAACGUGACUAUUGACCAGAGUAUCCAGUGCAGUCGUACCGACUGCAGGAUCAGGGACUACCUCAGCGAUCUGCAUGAGCGGACCAGGCUGCAGCAGCGCAUGGACUUGACCAACAUCACCUUUCGAAUGGCUGCCUUGGUGUCCGUGAUGCCACUCACUUCGAAGGAGGAGAUUCUUAUGCGGUUCCUGAGCGGCGAAGAGGAUGCCCACUUGGACUCGAUUUCCCGCCUGGGCUAUCGCCUCAUCCUUCACAUGCAGGACUUGCUACAUUUCAACUUGAGCUUCACUUGGGUGGGUGACUGGAGCAUCCAGGAUGCAUUUGGCGGAGCCAUAGGCCUGCUGGGCAAUGAGUCGGUGGAGCUGUGCUCCUCUCCCUUCAUUCCGACGUGGAACCGCAUUCACUAUGUCCAUCCCAUGGUGGAGCUGGCCGAGUUUCGAGCGGUUUGUAUAUUCCGUACGCCGCACAAUGCUGGGAUCAAGGCGACCGUGUUCCUAGAGCCCUUCAUGCCCAGCGUCUGGCUGGCCUUUGGGGCACUGCUAGUCCUCUCCGGGUGCCUUCUGUGGCUAAUAUUUCGCCUGGAGCAGCACGGGAUGCAGCGGUGCCUGGACUUUGUGCCCUCCCUGCUCACCAGCUGCCAGAUCAGCUUCGGGGCUGCCUGCAUACAGGGCUCCCACUUGCUGCCCAAGUCCACGGGCGGCAGACUGGCAUUCAUCGCCGUCAUGCUCACCUCCUUCCUCAUGUACAACUACUACACAUCGAUUGUGGUGUCCACACUCCUCGGAUCGCCAGUGCGCUCCAACAUAAGGACCGUGCAACAGCUGGCGGACAGCUCCCUGGACGUGGGCAUCGAUAAUGUGCCAUUCACCAAGGCCUACCUGACGUCCUCGCCCCGUCCGGACAUACGCAGUCUCUACAGACAGAAGGUGGAGAGCAAGCGGGAUCAGAGCACCGUCUGGUAUGGGCCUGAGGAGGGGGUCCUCAAGGUGCGCGAUCAGCCCGGGUUCGUGUACAUCUCGGAGGGAUCCUUCAUUUACCACCAUGUGGAGAAGCACUACCUUCCCCGGGAGAUCUCCGACCUCAACGAGAUCAUGCUGCGGCACGAGGGCACCGUCUACCACAUGAUCCACCUGAACAGCUCCUAUCGAGAGCUUAUCACCCAGCUGGAGGUGCGCCUCGUGGAGUGCGGCCUCACCUCGAAGCAGCGGCGCUUCUUCAGCAAAACGAGGCUGCAGACCUACUCCAACAGCUUCGUGAUCCAGGUGGGAAUGGAGUACGCUGCACCACUGUUUCUAUCCCUAUUGGGAGGCUACUCCAUGGCUGUACUGGUUCUACUUCUGGAAGUGGCUUGGAAGCGUACCGAGAGGCAGAGCUGUCUCUUGCCCCAGGAGCAGUGAAGAAGCAA
Drosophila pseudoobscura is the source of this 3226-nucleotide messenger RNA. RefSeq names its product Ionotropic receptor 75c (gene Ir75c). Gene Ontology annotation, molecular function: ligand-gated monoatomic ion channel activity. The record is from RefSeq and is a predicted model, not a curated record. NCBI's taxonomy places the organism in Eukaryota, Metazoa, Arthropoda, Insecta, Diptera, Drosophilidae. Gene Ontology annotation, cellular component: membrane. The transcript has 7 exons. Bases 1332 to 3218 code for a protein of 628 amino acids.